This is a messenger RNA of Girardinichthys multiradiatus, 4274 nucleotides long. It is a transcript of the gene atg4c, whose product is annotated as autophagy related 4C, cysteine peptidase. Lineage: Eukaryota; Metazoa; Chordata; Actinopteri; Cyprinodontiformes; Goodeidae. The transcript is spliced from 11 exons. Bases 229 to 1668 code for a protein of 479 amino acids. The record is from RefSeq and is a predicted model, not a curated record. Gene Ontology annotation, molecular function: protein-phosphatidylethanolamide deconjugating activity.
GAUCACCUGACUUUACUGCCCGUACUUCCUCAAAGCGUAAACAUUAUUGUUCGCAAGAGAGCACAAAGUUGUACAGCAGGUAAAAAGGAAAUGUUGCAUGUUUUAUGACACCAUACAAUGUUUAACCUUGAAGACAGAGACGCUGCUCCUCCUUGACAUGAAAACAACACUGAAGCGUUGAGGUUGGUGUUGCUGUAUGGGAAUGGGUGCUUUCCCUCGUUGGUCUAAAUGGAGAAUAAAGGGAGCGACGAGGUGGAAAAACUGAAGAAAAGCGUCUUGUCAGUGUGGCACAAUUUGAAGUACAGUUGGGUUCUUAAAUCCAAGACUUCAUUCAGUAGAAACUCCCCAGUGUUUCUUCUUGGGAGGUGCUACCAUUUUAAGGCAGAAGAUGUCAACUGUCCUUCUGAAGACUGCCAUGACGCUGCUGAUGAGGACUUUAUCAUGGGGAAUGUGGAGGCUUUCCGAAAGGAUUUUGCAUCCCGAGUGUGGCUGACGUACCGGGAAAAUUUCGCUCCACUGCCAGGCAGCACUCUGACCUCGGACUGUGGCUGGGGAUGCAUGCUGAGGGCUGGACAGAUGAUGCUGGCUCAAGCUCUUGUUCUGCACUUCUUGGGCAGAGACUGGACCUGGUCAGAGGCGCUCUCGCUCCAGCCCUUAGAUGCAGAGACACGGACCACCACAGCAGCUAAGCGGCUUGUCGCCUCUCUGGAGGCUUCUCUGCAGGGCACCCCAAGGACUUCUGAAAGUGAACCGUGUCUCGCACCUCAAGCCCAGGCAUCGGCAUCAGCAGAGGAAGCAGAUGCACAUUUAAAGGAGAUGUACCACCGAAAUCUGGUGUCCUGGUUUGGGGACGUCUCCUUGGCUCCACUGGGCCUGCACGGACUUGUCCGUAUAGGACUGAGGAUGGGAAAACAGGCGGGGGACUGGUACGGUCCAGCUGUGGUAGCGCACAUCUUGAAGAAAGCUGUCAAGGAAGCAACGGACCCUAGCUUGGCAGGUAUAACUGCCUACGUCUCCCAGGACUGCACAGUGUACAGUGUCGAUGUCAUGGACUGCCACAAGGCACCAAGAGCAGGGGAAUCCUCAGAGGAGAGGCCUCCUGUUGCACAGAACAGCCAACCAUCAUCUGCUCCCACACUGCCAGAGAACCGUGCCGUUAUCAUCCUCAUCCCUGUGAGACUGGGAGGAGAAAGGACAAACCCUGAGUAUUUUGAAUUUGCAAAGAGCAUAUUGAGUCUGGAGUACUGCAUAGGCAUCAUCGGAGGGAAGCCCAAGCAGGCCUGCUACUUUGUGGGAUUUCAAGAUGACAACUUGAUUUACAUGGACCCUCAUUACUGUCAGUCUUUUGUGAAUAUCAGCACCAGCGAUUUCCCUCUCCAGUCAUAUCAUUGCCCCUCACCAAAGAAGAUGCCUUUCAGCAAGAUGGACCCAAGCUGCACCAUUGGUUUCUAUUCCAAAAGUGUUGAAGACUAUGAGAAGAUCAAAGAAGAGCUGUCCAAGUUGCUGCAGCCGUCACCGAAGGAGAAAUAUCCAGCGUUUACUUUCGUGCAAGGUCGCAGCGCAGAUUAUGACCUGUCGGCGGGCCUGAACGCAGAGAAGCGGGAAUGGCCCUUCAUUCGGGACGCGCGCAGAUGCGUCACCACCGCCGGAGACUUUGUGCUGCUUUGACAGCGCUGUUUGGUGGUACGAGGAAAGAUCUCUCAUAUUGAUUAUAACUGCUUAAAGUCCACUGCAUCAUGUAUGACAGUGUUGGGACUUAGUGCUUGAGAGACUCAUUUGAAAUUACAUUAAUCCGGUUUUUACGUCCAGGAUACAGUAAUCCUGACCAAAACUCAGAUUUACGGAUUUGGGCUGGCGAUGUGAACACAGAGUUAUUUGUGGGAGGUUAUUUGAUAUUAUGUUGUUCUGCUGAAUCAAAAUUAAUAACCUUUUUAAUGUAGAAGAAAUAUGUUUUCACCAUUUCUAUUUUUUAUAGUCAAGAUAUUCAUGUCAAAAUUGAUUACAUUUUGUCAGAAUUGGGUCUCAUUUGUAAAAUUAACUUAAUGUUAAAAACAUCAAGUGUUUGGAGGAGAUAUUUGUAUAAAUAUGACCAACAACAUCAUGUGGAAGUAUCUGAUACAAGGGCUACAACUAGAGCAGCAGUUCCCAGACUAUUAGCAAUUAAUACCCAUUUAGUUAAUACCAAGUCAUGUCCCUACUACAAACUGUAGCACAACUUGAAUUGGACUUUUUCUUUUUGUUGUGAUUUAUCAAGCAAGAACACAAAAUUGUAACCAAUGGCACUAUGUAAUUAGUUGAAGAAUAAGAUGUAUUUAGCAGCAUUCUGUUUUUUUAUUUUGAAUUUGGAAAAAUUCACUAAAUGGUCCCAAAAGUCAGAAUUUCAAGGACAACACUAACCACAGAAUUCAACAUGGCUGCCUUGCACAUAAAACUUAUUGGCGGCAGCACUAAAAAACAGUUUACUGAAAAUGUAUAUCAAUUUAAAUCUAAACACAUAGUACUGUACAAUCUAAUGCAGAUAUUUAUGCUGUUAUUAGCUCAUAAUCCCAAUAGUGAUUAGCCUGAUCACUGAGCAAGACACUGGAACAUAAUUAGUUGGGUUGGAUGUCAUACCAGGAUCCAAGUUUCUACUUCAGAGGUAAAUGGACCACAGCAUAAAUAGCAGAUGGCAUUUGUUCCUGCUCACUGUUGUAUAAAUUAUCACUGUUAUUUACCUUGAAAGGCAUUAAUACCAAAGUUUUUUCUGAGAACACUAAAGGCACAUUUAUUAUUAUUAUUAUUAUUCAAAUUAAAGCCAUUCAUUAUUAUUAUUAUUAUUAUAAAAAGUGGUACUUGUUUUACAGUUUGAGAACAAUGGAUCUAGAGCAGUGGUUUCCUUUUAUGCUUCCCAACCAGAAAUUAAUGGUGGAAGAUCCUUGUGACCCAGGCUAUUGGUUGAGAAUACCACUAUGUGAGUUAAACAGAGGUAUGAUGAAAAAAACCUUUUUUAUCUUUUCUAUCAUAUACAGCAUAAAUACCAUGGUCUUUUUUUUCUAUUAAGGUUCACUUCUUAAAAGGAUCUUAAGACCCUACAAUGACUGAUUUGUACCCACUGAUCUAGUGUAUUUACGGUGUGUUUUGGCUAAAUGAAUCCCUUAAAUAUUACGUUUAACUUUGUCUGAAGAACAAAUAUAUAUAUAUAUAUUUUACGGCAGCUUGUUCAAAGUUUUAUAUGCAUGGCAGCCAUAUUGGAUUAUAAGGGCCGGGUUGAUUUUCCAGUUGGAAUUCUGGCUUUUGGGAUCUUUUGAUCAUUUUUAUAACUUCAAACAUAGUAAUAUCAACUUUUGAGUAAAAAGUGGAAUUCAUAAUUAUACAGCAUACUUCCUAAUAAUAUGCAAAUACUGUAUCGGCACCAAUACUUUUUUAUUUUAUCAGCUAACACAACUAACGUAAAAAGUCCAAAUCCUAUUGUACUAAUGUUUUAACAUCUCUGUGGGCAUGGGACUACUUGGCAAAACGUUGUAUUGACUAAGAAGUUAGGGUGAACUCGUACCCCAGUUUAAGAGCCAUGGAUUUAAAGUAUUUAAUCUGUCUUUGAGGUAAAGUGAACACCUUUCAAAAGAUAAGUCUAAAAUGAUUAGAAAGUUUCCUUAAUCUUAAUCUGAAACACAUGAAUAAAAAGAAGCACACAUUAAAGGAGACUCCACAAUUUAGCACAAAGUUCACAUAUAUUACACUAGAGCCCUUGUCUGUUUUUAGCAGUAAUAUAUCAAAGGUUUGUAUGAUACCCUACCACACAAAGCAUGAUGCGAUUUGAUCUCUUCUUAACUUGAAGAUUAUUGGUAUGAAUUAUGUACUUAUGGACAGCACAUUUUCAGUAACAUGAAAGAAACACUUAAAUCAACUCAAGGAAUUGUAAUAUAAAGUAAGUCGCAUUUAUUGUAUGAACAAAUGUUAUUUUUUAUUUUACUUGCAUUUAGCAGCUACUGUAGAUAUCUUUGCAAAUGUUCCUUAAUGCAUUUCAAAUUAUUUUUCUCAAUUCCAACAGUUAAUAAGUGAAGUUCAGUCACUGUGCAAUAACUACAACUCAAUCUAAAACUAACAUGAAGUACACUAGCUCAUGUGUUGGGCUCCAACACUCAGUGUAGCUCUUUUGUCACCUAAUAAACACUAUUGAAUAAUCUUGUGCUCUUUCUUUACACAGAAAAAUUUUCGUUUGAAUAAAUUAACUUCUGAAAUCUAAAAUUAAAUGUUUGAAAACGUGACAACAAGCUAAAUAAAGUAUUUAACUUGAA